Molecule: messenger RNA, 3080 nt
Organism: Didymodactylos carnosus
Lineage: Eukaryota; Metazoa; Rotifera; Eurotatoria; Philodinida; Philodinidae
Source: the annotation of a GenBank genome assembly
AGGCAGUCUGGGGAAGCCGGGAGGUUAGGAUCCACCCGUGACGGAAAAAAUAUAUUGUUUCAUCAUGUCCUGGCAGAAUAGUUUUUCAAAGACUUGUCAGGUACAAUGCUUGGAGUUAUUUCAGCAACUUUGUUUUUUCAUAGCUGUGUUGACUCAAGUCUUCUCUCUAGAUAAUGGUAAAAAUCGCAAGUCUUUAUCUCAUUCCUAUAAAAAAUUAUUCAAAAAAAAAAUGAAGUGCACUAUAUUUUUGAACGGAUAGUGGUGAAGAUGUUUCGUGCCACCAGCAAAGGAAAAAAACAUAUAAACUCUUUCUUAAAAAGACUAUCCAGCACAAUGACAAACUUCAGAAUUUUUCCAAACAUGGCGCAUAUUUUAUUACUCUCUUAAAAAAGGUUUUAUAGUGACCUAAAAGAGUUUGGAAAUAACGACACCUCUUUAACCCUUUUUUAAUUUCGUAUAAAACUUUUCUUAACAGUGUAAAAAAUAGAAUAUCCCCAAAAAGCAUAAUUUUAAAUGCAAGUUGAAUUUCAUUUCAAACCAUUUGGGAAAAAUGAAAAGUUUACCAUCUGUUCUUUUUGUAAUAUCUCUUGUGAUCUCGGUAACGAAAUUUGUCAAAUUUGCACAGAGAUGUCUAAAAGCUGAAGGAUAGUGUAUUGUGCGGAACUUCUGCACAAUGGGCGGAAUAGGGAUGGGACAGUUCCAGUUCAGUUGUUGUAAACGGAAACUGGUACCAGUUCUUUUCAAAAACUUAAAAUUGAAAUAAAACCAACGAACCUACUUACAUUGACUUUCUGUAGCGCGUCGGAGGUAGAUGGUGUGUUUAGUUGACUAAACCAAGUCAAUAGAACUGAGUAGCUUGAUCUUUACUUGUGAAUAUUUCAUAAAAGGAUUUUCAUAAAUAAUUAUUUUUAUGAAGAGCCAUUUUUUCAUAAAUUUGGUUACUUUAUAAACAAACAGAAAAAUGACUUUCCUAAAAUAAAAAAAGUAUUUUUUGAAUAAAAUAAGUUCUUCUUGAUCCAAACGUUUUAUGAAAAAAAUGAUUUCCAUAAAAUGGCUUUUAUAAAAUAACUUUCAUAAAAUAACUUUCACAGAACAGUCCUUUUUUUGGAAAAAAAGCACUUUCAUUAAAAACAUUUAAAAAUAUUCAAAUAAUAUUUUUUAUUCUUUCUAUGAAAGUCAUUUUUUCGUCACAAACUGAAAAAAGGAGGAGUUUGAUAAAAAUGCAUGAGAAGGAUCUUCCUAAAUGAUUAUUUAUGAAAAUCUUUUUAUGAAAUACCCCACAGAUAAAGAUCGCCGUGCCCAUAUAACUAGCUACACUGGUUUUAUUUUAUUUUGAAUUCUUGAAAAGAACUGGUAACCAGCUCUCGUUCAACAAGAACUGAACUGGUGACCAGUUCUUAAGAACUAUAGGAACCGGAACUGUCUCACCCCUAUGCGGAAGGCUAAAAUAAAAAGAUUUUUGUCGUUCUGAGAUAUUGUGAUCUAUUUUAUUUUCGAGAAUAUCCAGACAUUUUAGUUUUUCAAUAUUGUGGAUUUUUCGUUAGAAUGAGAGAAAUUUAUAUCUUUAAGAGCGUAGUAGUUUGAGGGUGAGGGUGAAACGAUGAAAUGUUGCAAAAGAUGGAAAGCUGAAAAGAAGAACAGUUGAAAAGUUGCAAAUGGCGCAUAUUAAUAGGUACUCUGAUUGCAGUAUAUGUCACGUACUUUACAUUCACAAAAAGUUUUUCGUUCUUUAUCAGCUUAAUUCACUUUUAUUCUGGAGAACAAUUAAGGAGCCGGGAGAGGGAAGAUGAAUGUAAUUAGGAUUAUACAAGAUUUUCUGUCAACGUAGUAGUCGGCUAAUUGGAAAGUCUCUAACUAUAUGUUUUCAGGUACAUGUAACUGAGUCUGAAGCUGUAGGGAUGAAAAGUUGCAAAAGUCCACAACAGAAUAUUCUCCCAUUCCUCAAUUUAUAACAUGUACGUGUUAUCAAAUUUCAUAAUAGGAUCUGUAAUAGUAUGCAAAUAUCUAGUUACCUACUGGAAUAAUAUACCUUAUAUAAUCUAAAAAGUAGAAAUGAUACAUUAAAUUAAUAAUAUAUUAAAAUGGUGUCUUUUAACUGUUAAACAUGUCCAUAUUGAUAAGAAAAAUACGUUUAAUUAAAAAAAGAGUGGGUUCUUUCAUUUGGUAAAUCAUUCUUGUCAUUUCAUAUGUAAUAAAAAUAUCUGAAAUACUUCAGAAUAUUUAUCAAUUUCGGCAAAAUGAAAGUAAGUCAUGACAAACUAAUUUUAAGAAGUCAGACUACACAAAUUUAUAGACCUCUAGUUCUAAUAAUAAAAUUUUAGUUUAGUUUAUUUGACAAACAGUCAUGAGUACACAGUAGCACAAGUUGAAACAAGCACUUCUCUCACAUGUAGAUAUUAAAGAAAACGCUACUGUAUACGUUGAGCCUCAGACAGUAGUUUCACAAAAUUGUAUAGUGUAUGACUAACUAGUACUCUCAGUUUCAUUCAACACUAAACUUUCUCUUUAUGAUGGAUCAGUGUUUGAACAAUGGUAAAUAGAAAGUAUAAGAUGUUUUCUUUAUACACAGAAUUUUGAAUUCUGUGUGUGUAUCAUUUUCAAUUUAACUUUAGCACAGUAUACUAAAUAAUACUAUUACAACUUUAACUUUAUUCCAAGUGAUAUGUUAUAUAUGGUGUUUACCGAAUGUCAGUAUGAUGAAGAGAUUAUCAAAUAAUUAUCAUCAUAACAAUUUUUUAAAUGAUAACUCGAAUGAUCUUAUUACUCAUUACAAACAUUCACGAGAUAUAGAUAUUCAUCCAUCAUCCGAUUCUUCAUCUUCUACAGACUUGUUGAUUCAAGCUGAACUCAUACCAGUCGAAAAUUUUAGCGUUGUAACAGAAAAAGUUUUGGAAAAAUUAAAAUAUUUAGCAAUGAAAUCAAAUGAUGAAAAAUUACGUGAAUUAUAUAAUGUUGUUAAUCAUUAUGUUCAAUACGCAAAUAAUAAUAACGAAUAUGUUUUAUGGAUGUAUGAUCCAAAUAAAGAAGGACUCGUAUUGAUAUUAAAACAAUUUUUAAAUGGUAUCCUCUAUUAUGGAUGA